UUUUAUACCUGUAAACCCUUUUCGUAGCUGAGGUCCUCAGUCCGCCGAUUCGCGUAGUUUUCCAAUAAAGAGAAAAGUAGCAGAGCAGUGGCAUUUUCGUUCGGUGCAUCUUGCUUUUGACCUAGUGUGAAUUACAAUACUUACUACCUCAUACAAGCGCAGCGACGGUGUCGCUAUUCCCAAUUCUCUAACUCCGAACUAAAACCACCGUCUCUCUCACACACUCACUCUAGAGUUUAUUUAUUUAUUUAGUUUGUGAAAGGGUGAUUAAGAUGGCAGCCAUAAUCUAUCACAUAUUCUCGUCGUCGGCUCUGCUAUCUCUGGGACUGUACCACCUCAUCUGCACCACCAGGAACCACCUCAAAUCCCCGCGCGACUACUUGGCCAAACCCUACCAUCCCUUGUCUCUUUCCUCUUCAUCUUCGCAACGCCUCAAGCAUCUGCUUCUGUACCUUAUGAUCCUUUGCCUCCUUAUAGCAUUUGUCCACCAAACCCUAAUCUCGUCCGUCUCCGACCCCCUCCUUAAGGGUCGCACUCCCGUCCACCGCUUCACCUCUCUCCAGGCCGCUGCCGUCCUCUUCCUUUUCAUCCUUCUCUCCCUUGCCCUUCUCCUAUCCGAGACCACCUCCCUCCUCCCCUUCCCUCCCGAUCUCUUCUUCGCCCUUGCCGCCGCCCUCUUCUUCCUCCAGUACUCCGUUUCUUCUGCUGCCGCUUCCUUCCAGAUUUCCGAUCUCCAGGCCAAAUGCGACUCCGUCUCUGCCCGCAUCUCCGCCUUGUCUGCCGUCCUCUGCCUCGUCCUGGCCUGCAACCCCAGGCUGUUCGUCGCCGACGUUGGACUGGGGGCCUCGUUGUGCCUGCAGGGCCUUUGGGUGCUUCAGACGGGCUUCUCCCUUUACGUGGAUGCCUUUAUACCAGAAGGUUGCCAUAAACUGUUGGAUGUGGUCACCGGCGUCGAGGGCUCCACCAAGUGCGAUCUGGAGGACUCUAGGCUAAGGGCUGUUGCGGUUCUCGAUCUGUUGUUCGUGGUUCACGUCAUGUUCGUGGUGAUCAUUGUGAUGGUCUCUUAUGCUGCCAUCGUCAAGACUGUUGGAAUCAGGAGAUUCGGGUCUUACGAGGCAUUGCCCACUGUAGCCACCGCCGAUUCUAAUCACGUCCAGAUGAAGGCUAUGAUCGGCACCCAAGCCUGAUAUCAUCUCUGUAUGGUUCGCUUUUACCCCUUUUUUUUUUCCUUUUUUUUUAAUUUACUUUUCCAUUCUUAGAGAUGUUUUAGAUUGUGCUCUUUCUAGCUAUCCUUCCUUCUUUUUAGUUAAUGUCAUGGUAAUGAUUUGAGAAUGUCCUCUCCCUUCUUUUGUUGUUUGACUAAAAAACAUUGUAACCUCAUAAACAACUUCAGUUUUGUGUAUACAAAGAAAUCGACUGUAUCUCUUGCUUGGUGAA
Messenger RNA from Cornus florida, 1437 nucleotides. RefSeq lists its product as uncharacterized. The transcript has a single exon. NCBI's taxonomy places the organism in Eukaryota, Viridiplantae, Streptophyta, Magnoliopsida, Cornales, Cornaceae. The record is from RefSeq and is a predicted model, not a curated record. Bases 273 to 1187 code for a protein of 304 amino acids.